AUGACCGGGCGACCUCAGGGCAAUUUUCGCUGUGGCGAGCAGCUCCAGGACGGCAGUGUCUGCGGCGAGGUGUUCACCAGGGCCGGCAACCUGCAGCGGCACCUGCGCGUGCAGCACCAGGCCGAUGUGCCCGUACGGUUCAGGUUCGUGCGCAUGGUCCCAGACGGCGAGGGCGACCUCCGCGAGGAGCAGGACGAUUCGUGCCACGAGGCACCGGCCAGCCUGCCCGCGCACGGUUGCGUCGACCUGGCUACGACUGUCCGCGAGUGGAGGGCCGCCGCGGACUCGAUAGCCCGUCAUGCGGAGUCGAUUGCGACUUGUUCUUCCACCAUCGCCAGUGUGGUGGCUGCCAGUGGUACCACUGUUGGUGGCGCGCCUAAGCGAAAGCGACAGCAGUCCGCCGAUGAAGAUGCGGAUGACGGUGCCCUUCCCGUGAGCAGGGACAGGGGGUUCAGAUUCGGCAGGGCGGCCUACCGCAGCCCCAUACCCCAGUACCCGGUCAAGCAGUCUCGUGCCAGCCCGUCGCAGCAGUGUGCUCUCAGCUGGCUCUCGAGUAGGACCAAGGCGAGGGUGGACAAGAGUGUCAGCCAGCUUAUGCGCUGCUGGGGUGUGGGUGUCGAGUACGAGGCAUCGUGUGUCCUUGUCCCGGCCAAGUGGAAGAUGCGAAAUCCAGCGCAGGUCUUGGCCCAGGUUAGCUUCGAGGAGUGCAGGACUCUGGAGUCGGACCGGCUGGAGCUCAAGGCCGAUGACCACCAGACGACCUUUGCGCGCGCGGUGGCGUGGUUUAACGACUGGGGCAGCCCAAAGAGGGGCAUCGAUCUGGACAACUUUCUCGAGUCCGGGCCGUUCCGGCGCAUGGACGGGAGCCACUUGUGUCACCACGCUCUUUGCAUAAACCCCAACCACCUUCGGUACGAGCCGGCGUCCGUCAACCAGGCGCGCAUGGUCUGCCUGGACGAGGCGCGGCAGAUAAGGAGGAACAACCAGGGUGUCCCCUGGGGCUGCUCCCUGCACACCCCACCUUGCAUGUUGCAGCUGGCCGUCCUGACGACCUUCGAGGCCAUCCAGAUCCAGCGCUCCGUGUUCUACCGCGGCGCUGAGGAGCUGCAUGAGCCACGCCCACGGCAGCACCGGUUCCCAACCUUUGAGACGCGCCUGCCGCUCUCGUACGCGGCCCCUGGUGCCCAAGCGGGUGCGGAUCCAGGCGCCGUGGAUGGUGUUGUAGCCGGUGGAGGCCCCGGGAGGCUGCCGAAGCCUGAUCUGUGCUGCCCGUUUUGUACGUCUGCCAGGAUGGCAUUCAACAGCGUCGUCGGCCUCUGGGCCCACAUCGUGCAGGUACACAAAGGGGAGGGUGACGCAGAGCGCGCUGCCGCCGUGCGCUCCUCCGCCGGAGAGUGGCAGAAGUACUGGCUGGCGAGGGGGUCAUUGCCACCGGCGAGCUCGCCGACGGUGUUGAAGGUGACCCAGGCGCUGGGGCCCGCAUUCUCAUGGGCUGACGUGGAGUCCUGGGGUCUACGGCCCUAG
Molecule: messenger RNA, 1524 nt
Organism: Diaporthe batatas
Lineage: Eukaryota; Fungi; Ascomycota; Sordariomycetes; Diaporthales; Diaporthaceae
Exons: 3
Coding region: 1-1524 (507 amino acids)
Molecular function (GO): endonuclease activity
Source: RefSeq, a predicted model, not a curated record